Molecule: messenger RNA, 1138 nt
Organism: Paramormyrops kingsleyae
Lineage: Eukaryota; Metazoa; Chordata; Actinopteri; Osteoglossiformes; Mormyridae
Gene: tfpt
Product: TCF3 (E2A) fusion partner
Biological process (GO): positive regulation of apoptotic process; apoptotic signaling pathway; apoptotic process
Cellular component (GO): Ino80 complex
Molecular function (GO): DNA binding
Source: RefSeq, a predicted model, not a curated record
GCAUUAUAGAAGCGACGUGGAAGAGUAAUAUUUUGAUGGUGUGAACAGUGAGAUAAUUGUGCCUAAUGCUUUUUUUUUGUUCUGGGGAUACGUCGGUUUUUUAUGUAACUUAAAUUAUUGUUGUGUUUUGUAGGAACUGGAUUCGGACGUAAAUAUACAGUCAAGUUUUUUACACAGAUGAUGGAAGAUUUCUCUGGCCUUGACCUUCCCCCUCUGUUUGGGGGCCACAUUCUGGAAGCAGAACUGGAACCUGGGGGAGUGGAGCUUGGACCAGGGGAGGUUGAGCUUGGGCCAAGUGGAAGUGAGCUUCUCCACAGUGCGGAGCACGGGUCAGGGCCUGGACAUGAGGAAGACGAAGAGGAGGAGGACGAAGAGGAGGAAGAGGAAAGGAGGGAGCGAGAGAAAAGGAAGUACUUGGCAUUAAGCAAGCGUUGCAAGGAGAUUGAACAAGUGAAUGAAAAGAUACUUGGGCGCCUUCAUCAGGUCCACAGACUGACACGACGUUUGAAGAAGGAAAGACGGUUUUUGAUGAAAACUCUCAGUUCUUAUGGAGAUGAUUAUAGAAGUGCCUAUCUCACUAUACUCCUUGAGGAUGAGGGUGGGGGCCAUCUGGAAUCUCUGCCUGGGGGAGAAGACAACAGGCCAAAUGGGUUUGCUGGCUCUUCGCCUUCCAUUCCCCUGCAGUCUGCUGUCGGGCCCAAGAAGAAAAGACAUCGUGUCCCCAAGGAGAAGGACCGCGAAGCACCGCAGUCAGAAGCAGACCUCUCCAUGCUGACUGACCCACAGUUCCGAGGAUUCCCGAGCCCAACAGCGCUCUCUCAUUUACCCAACACCCACAGUGCCCCCCCCUUAUAGGACUCUCACAGUACAGUAUCAGUUUAAAUAAAACUUUCAGUGCAUAUGUUUGUUAAUUCUACCUUUUGGUAGUUUUACUAGUGAAUUAUAGAUUUGAUUGGUAUGGUGUGCUUUGCUGGAAAAAUAAAGCACAUAAAAAUAACAGUAUAGUUUUAUAACAUUAUUUUGUAUUUUAGUUAUUGCAAAAUAAAAUUAAAAUUAAAGCGUUCUUUAUAUUAAUUGCAAUGCUUUGUCUAAAUUUUUGACGGUCGUUUUGUGUUUUGCAUUAAAAAUGGUGACCAGU